Molecule: messenger RNA, 802 nt
Organism: Colletotrichum acutatum
Lineage: Eukaryota; Fungi; Ascomycota; Sordariomycetes; Glomerellales; Glomerellaceae
Exons: 3
Coding region: 93-734 (213 amino acids)
Source: RefSeq, a predicted model, not a curated record
UCUUCAUCGCUAUCACAGCACACUUUUCCAAAAAAGAAUUAAAAGGAGACGCAGAAGAAGCAGAGUAAGAAAAGAGCAGGCGAGGGAGAAAGAUGGCAGACAGGACUUCGAGGGCUGCACCACCGCCGCCCGGCGCCCCGCGACGAGCGGUCCGGCGCAAUCUGUUCCAGGGACUUACGAGGCGAGCGACGGGAACUACGACAACGGGAACUACGGGGCAGCCCAUGGCCUCUACUGCCGGCGCGGGAUCAGUAUCUACCACUGCUGCUGCUGCUGCUGCUGCUGCUGCUGCGACGAUGGGAGGAGUGGGGCCAGGUGGAAGUUCUUCGACUGGUGCUGCUGGUCACGGUAACGGUAAUGGUCAUGUCGGCGGUGGCGAGACGCUCCGCCUCGAAGUCGACGUCCUCUCUGACGGCGGGCCGCCGUCCGCCAUGGGACCCGCGGAGAUUGUGGUGCGCGACGAGCACGGCGAGAUUGAGAUCGGGGACCUGCCGACGUUGGUGUUUGAUGAGGCCGAUGAGGCUGCUGCCAUGGAUGAUCGGGAGGAGAGCAAGAAAGAGCGACAGCGGCUCGCAGAGGCGGUGAAGCAGCAUCAAGUCAACCAUACCGCCGUCCGUGAACAGCCUGAAGAGCUCCUCGAAGCUGUCAAAGCCAGUUUAAGAGCCAAAGUCUCGGCUCUUGCCGACGAUAAUUGGAUGUUCGAGGCUGAGCCGGAGCUGCCCCGUGGCUUCUGAACACGAUGCCUAGCGUUUCCCAUCCGGAUAUCCUGGUUGUUACCUCGACGACAUAUGUUUUCAACGUC